AUGGUAGCGCAGCAGACUUCUAAUCUGAAGGUUGUGGGUUCGAGUCCCACCUUGGUUGCCAUUUUUUAUGAUUUUUAAAUUUAAAAUAACCAAAAAAUGACAACUUUGUAAAAACUAAAAUAAUAAUAAUUUCUCAUUAAGAAAUAGAUCUAACCCAAUCAACUUCAAAAAAAUAACAAAUAAUUGAUGCCUAAAAAUUUAUGA
Tetrahymena thermophila SB210 is the source of this 204-nucleotide messenger RNA. RefSeq lists its product as hypothetical. The transcript has a single exon. Lineage: Eukaryota; Ciliophora; Oligohymenophorea; Hymenostomatida; Tetrahymenidae. The record is from RefSeq and is a predicted model, not a curated record.